AUGUAAAAUUUUGUUUUGAAUUCAAAUUCUAUCAGUGAAUUCAUUGUCUUAUUGAUAUCUUUAAGAAUUAAUGAAUUUAGAAUGGAACAAUAAUUGGUUACGAUGAUAGAACUCAUAGUUUAACCUUUCCCAGAAGAAACAAUAUUAAAAUAAUAUUCAGAAACCUAGAGAUCGUACUUAUCAGUAGGACUGUUUCAUCCAAAAAUUACUUCAUUUGGUGUCAAAUCGAAAUCAGUACUACCAUGGACAGCUGAUGAAGUUGCUUUUGUGUUAAGUUUCAUGAAAUUAGUCGUUUUAUGCUGGGUUAUAAAUAAAAAAUGUUUUUGUUAAGUGGGGAUUAAAUAACUAUUUCAGAAGAAUCAAUACUAUCUCCUAGUUAUUAUAUAUUCAGUAGUGAGAAACCCCAAUAAACAUGGCCGCUAAGAUGUAUUGGCAUAUUGGAUAGAGUUGGCAGAGAAAUUAUAGAAAAAUCAUGAUCUAGAGGGGUUGCUUAUUGUGUACAUAUAUGGAAUUCAAUUACUCUUAAAAGACUACAUAGGAACGAUGCCAAUACUAUUUCGAGAUCAAAGCAGAAUAUCUCGCAUAAAUGCUUUUUAUGAAGAACAUAUAAAAUCAAAUUAUAAUGAGAUUUAAAAAAAUGAACAGUAAUUCUACAAUCCCUUCAUUUCACAAAAUUAUUACCUAAAUUAAGCGUUUGGAAUAGCAAGUGAAAAUGAAUAAAACAUUGUUUGA
Molecule: messenger RNA, 732 nt
Organism: Paramecium tetraurelia
Lineage: Eukaryota; Ciliophora; Oligohymenophorea; Peniculida; Parameciidae
Exons: 2
Source: RefSeq, a predicted model, not a curated record